AUGGCUUCAUCCAGCGCGUCUUCGGAAAGCGGGCAGACCUCUCCUAGCGGAGUGCGGGACACCUCCGUGGAAUCCAGCUCAGCCGCCACAGCUCACCUCACCUCUCCACUAGCACCAACGGGGACGCCUGCUGCAUCGUUGAGGAGCACCACUCCGAAUGCAGCCAGCCCGACUGAAGAGACAGCAUCCUCGGAAGCUGCAAGCACCCUGGGCAGCCAGAGCUCUGCAGCGCCAGCCACAAGCGUGGCUGGGGCCACCGGUUCCCCUGCUGCGUCCUUCUCCAGAAGCCCAAGUUCUCCACAGCUGGAGGGCUCCGCAACCUCUUCCCACGUGAUGGCUAGUUCUUCCGGGACAGAAAGCGCAGCGGGUCCCAGCACCUCGGUCGGCUUAUCAAGUACGGGAACAGGCAAGCUGGAAGUCUCCUCUUCUUCCACGACAGAGUCUGUCAUAUCAUCUGGACCCUCCGGGAGCACGGCAUCCUCCAGCUCUGAAGCGCUACCUCAGGUGACCACCACGGAGCACGUUUCUUCAGAAACAUCUCCCGGGAUCUCAGGGACAAGUGUGUUCUCGGCCACAACCCACACUGCUGACAAGAGCUCCGCAGCACCAGUGGCAACAGAGAGCCCGGCUACCAAUUGGACGGCAGGCCCAGCAUCCAGUGCCUCCAUCAUGGCUUCAUCCAGCGCGUCUUCGGAAAGCGGGCAGACCUCUCCUAGCGGAGUGCGGGACACCUCCGUGGAAUCCAGCUCAGCCGCCACAGCUCACCUCACCUCUCCACUACCACCAACGGGGACGCCUGCUGCAUCGUUGAGGAGCACCACUCCGAAUGCAGCCAGCCCGACUGAAGAGACAGCAUCCUCGGAAGCUGCAAGCACCCUGGGCAGCCAGAGCUCUGCAGCGCCAGCCACAAGCGUGGCUGGGGCCACCGGUUCCCCUGCUGCGUCCUUCUCCAGAAGCCCAAGUUCUCCACAGCUGGAGGGCUCCGCAACCUCUUCCCACGUGAUGGCUAGUUCUUCCGGGACAGAAAGCGCAGCGGGUCCCAGCACCUCGGUCGGCUUAUCAAGUACGGGAACAGGCAAGCUGGAAGUCUCCUCUUCUUCCACGACAGAGUCUGUCAUAUCAUCUGGACCCUCCGGGAGCCCGGCAUCCUCCAGCUCUGAAUCGCUACCUCAGGUGACCACCACGGAGCACGUUUCUUCAGAAACAUCUCCCGGGAUCUCAGGGACAAGUGUGUUCUCGGCCACAACCCACACUGCUGACAAGAGCUCCGCAGCACCAGUGGCAACAGAGAGCCCGGCUACCAAUUGGACGGCAGGCCCAGCAUCCAGUGCCUCCAUCAUGGCUUCAUCCAGCGCAUCUUCGGAAAGCGGGCAGACCUUCUCCUAG
This is a messenger RNA of Podarcis lilfordi (Lilford's wall lizard), 1386 nucleotides long. The record is from the annotation of a GenBank genome assembly. NCBI's taxonomy places the organism in Eukaryota, Metazoa, Chordata, Lepidosauria, Squamata, Lacertidae.